Messenger RNA from Carcharodon carcharias (great white shark), 3791 nucleotides. Its product is annotated as cytohesin-interacting protein-like. The record is from RefSeq and is a predicted model, not a curated record. NCBI's taxonomy places the organism in Eukaryota, Metazoa, Chordata, Chondrichthyes, Lamniformes, Lamnidae. The transcript is spliced from 8 exons. Gene Ontology annotation, molecular function: protein binding. The coding region runs from base 97 to 1176 and encodes 359 amino acids.
UUCGGUGAGCGCUUUGAGUUGAACUCGAUUUAGUUUUGCUGCACUCCAUGGACGUUACCUUACAGCAAUGAGACUGAUUGAUCCGAAACUAAAAUCAUGACUUUACAAAGUGUCCUUCAAAUUAAUGGCAACGCGAAUUACAUGGCAGCGAAUUCUUCGCCGUCCAGCUGCGAUCCCUAUUCUGAGAUCUCCAACCGGAGCUUCUCUGCUGAAACUGAUAACAAGCGUCUUCAGAUUCUCGCCAACACGCUAGGGACACUGCCCCGUGGGCGCAGACAGCUUUCUUUGACUAGAUCAAACUCUUUGGCAGACACUUCAUAUUUUCAAAAAAAAAUUGUUGUUUUAAACAAGCAAGAUAAUGAAACCUUUGGAUUUGAGAUUCAGACCCUUGGAAUGGACCAGCAAAAUGCUAAUGCAUUGGAGAUUUGCACUUAUGUGUGCAAUGUGCAUGAGAACAGUCCCUCUCAUUUUGCAGGGCUGAAGGCUGGUGAUAUGCUAGUUAACAUCAAUGGAGUGGAUACUGAAAGGUUUAGUCACAGAGAAAUUGUAGACCUAAUUAAGUCAUCUGGUAAUUUAUUAAGGCUGUUGACUAUUAAUAAAGAAUCUGUCAAAAGAGGUGAACUUGAAACAAAAUUACAUUUUUUAAAGAAAACACUUCAAGAGAAAUGGGUGGAGUACCAAUCGCUUAUGCUACAGGAACAACGCCUAGUUCAUGGACUCUUGAGGAACAAUAGCACAGCAGAAGUUGCAGACUCCUUUCUAUAUGACAAUAUUGCGUUAUUUGGGUCAGCCACACGGAACAAGGAAAGAUUUUCCAGUGACAGCAGCUGCAGGAGCCAACUCAGCCUAAUGACUGAUGACAGCGAGGAUUCCGACUUCCAACUCAGUGUAUUUGAUGAUUCAGCCACUGGAAGUCACUGUAGGCGGAGUAGCAUGGACGAAGAAUGCUUCUUACACAGGGAAACUGAUAUGUUCACUCCAAAACGUCAACUGAGCAGGAGCAGGAGUAUUAGUGUGACCAGUAGUGGGAGUGGAUACAUGUCACCAUCAUGGGACUUGCACAGUGGCUGUGGGACAGUUCCUCGAAAAAGCAAGAAAUCGAGUGUUAGGAAACGUCUCAUGAAGUUCAUCCCAGGCUUAAAUAGGGCAGUGGAAGAAGAUGAGAGUCAUUUUUAGAUUUUUAAUUAUUUUUUUAAAGCAGUAGUAGUACUGCUAGUUUCAUGAUGGCAUUAAGGAGCAAUAAGAAAAUGUGGCAUUAAUCCAUGUAAACAAAUCUAUUGAUUGCAGAAUGGAUCUCUGAGCAACACAAAAAUGUAGUAAAACCUGUCAAAGAAAUUGUAUAGCUUUAGUCAAAAAUUAACUUCUCUGAUCCAAGUAUUGAAGGUGAGGUUUAUUGAGCAAUAUGUUCAUAUUUCAUAUCAACAAUUGUUUCCAUAAGCUUGUGAUUUUAAAAGUCAUAGUCCUUCAUUUAAGUACACUCUUAUACUUGACAACUAUAUGGAAAAGUUUUGAAAACUUCGGUUACAUCUCAAUCUGUCUAAACUAUAUAUAAAAGGAGCAAGAAAAACAUCCCUUUUUUCCAUUCUGCAGUUGGAAAUUUACAAGUAGCUGACAAUUUACAAACUUCCCUCACCAAGCAGCAACUAAACAUGGAUUGACCUCAGAAUCUCUUUAAACCAAUUCCCAUGGGGAGCAAUGGAGUUCUGACUUUCAAAGAAUAGGAUGAGUUAUCUAUUGUUUGUGAUGUGAUGUUAACUGCUGAGCCACUAGAACUUGUAGAGUUGGUGUGAAUGCAUCUAAUUUGCUAGGAGACAGUAGAUGCCUAGACCACUAAAGGAGCAUUUAAUACACCCAUAGGCUCAAAACUGAGAGAAAACCCAGUGCUCGCUUAUUAGUGGGGUAUUGGGGUGUUCCACAGCCACCUCCUUCAGACUCCAUAAUUGCUUCCCGACAACCUCCUCUCCCCCAACCCCUCUGUAAAGGGAUCUAUCCAAUUUUAGAAAAUAUUUGUAAUCUUCUUUUGGAUAUCCAAGCUCUCCUCAACUGGAGCUUCCCAUCUUCCCCCUGGACCAUCUCUGGGGUCCACUUAAUCUCAUCCCCAGGUUGGUACAUCCUGUCUCAUUUGACCUCCAUUUCUACAUUGGGUCCUGACUGAUACAGGGAAAGUGAAACAGCAGAAGAGGGAGUCCUCACCCCAUGGCCAGGUCCCUGAUGUCACUUUAAGCAGUUCCACCCCUUAAAAGGCCAACUGGAAAUCCAAGAAUAGGUAAGGAACUGGCCCAAACAGGUCAUUACUGUUUUCCAGUGGCUCCACCUGCCCUGGUAUACAGGAGUCUAACGGAAUAUUUGAGGCCAAGUUUUUAUCCUCAUUAAAUACAAAUAACUUCUAAAAUGGUGUGGAUAACAAAGGUGAAUUAUUUAGAUUAUUAUUAACAGCUUGAUUUUUCUUCUAUGAAAAAUAUGCUCCAAAGGGCUGGCAAGCUGUAGCUGGAUUUAUGUUAUGUCUUAUUUAACUGAAGUUAUUAGUUUCUUAUGCUUACUACUACAAAGGUCCUUUACGGUCUUAACACUUAAGAUUACUUGGGGAGGUCUGAAGAUAAAAGUCAUAAUUACAAACUUACAGUAUUGGAAAAUGUAUAUGCAGUGCAUACUGAUGUGUGCAAUUUUUAAUGAACUUUCCAUUUAAUAGUGAACUCCUUACUCAAAGAUAACAUUUAACUUCAGCAUUGUAAUAUAUAAUAGCUAUUGCUGGCUUCCAAUUACCUUUUUGAAAAAUAACUGGUCUUUUUGGAAAACCAGAAAUCUAAUGUUACAAGAGACCAGUGAACUCAUUUUGAAACCAUCAGUGGAUGGAAAAAAGUUUCUGAAGCGACAAUAUGAUUCAAAUGUGUUAUUGAGGUCGUUAAUGUGUUAUCAACUGUGCAUAACGUUUUUUGGUAUUUGUAUAAUGUUCAUGAUAUAUUGUGCAGUGACUGUAGAUGAUUAAAUUUAUUAGUAGCACAGGACAAAUGUCACAGUAAAAUAGCUGAGUGCCAACACAAGCAUCGCUUGAAUCACUUAUUCUCAGGAAUGAAGUUCCCUAGAGUUAGCACCUUUUGCUAUACUGACUAGAGUUAUGUGCAUUCAAACAAAACUUAAGUGCUGGGAUGGAGAGAACUACCAAGUUAGAUGCAAGGAUGUAAAACAUUUGGCAAAUUAUUGCCAGUAUAAUGAUUACAUUUAAAACUAUAUAAACCAAAUAAUUAUUUAAUUGGUACAAUUAUCUUAGAAAUAAUUAAUGUUGAUCAUCUGUGAUCUACAUCCACUUAGAUUGUGAUUAUUGAAUGUACUGUAUUAUCUAGUUGUACAUAGAUGCAACACUGGAAAAUUAUAUGCUAUAUUGGAUACAAUAAGAGACUUGUUUUCUGCCAGAUGUGCUUUAGAAGAAAGGUAUACAGAGUCAAGUUAAAGUCUGGAUAUAAGGUGAAAGCCUCAGACUAGAUUAGAUGCUGGUUUGAGGCAAACUCAAUGAUAAUAAUCACCCUUAAUAUUUCUUCAAAAUAGCUGCUCUGUGAAGGGUAUUAUUGACCAUUUAAAAAUUGCUGAUUUCUAUGAUGGUAAGAACAGUUUGUAAUUUAAUUGGAAAAAAGGUUCUACCAUUCUUCAGAGGUUCACUGUGAAAUGUAAUUGCAAGAUUUUUCAGAGUUCAAUUUUGAUGUUGUGACCAAGUAUAGAAAAUCAAAAACAACACAAACACUCUGGAGGUUGAUCUUUGUAGUCAUUUUCCAUAUAAAGCUAUCCAUGAAAAUCAA